This is a messenger RNA of Diaporthe batatas, 1059 nucleotides long. RefSeq lists its product as uncharacterized. Bases 1 to 1059 code for a protein of 352 amino acids. NCBI's taxonomy places the organism in Eukaryota, Fungi, Ascomycota, Sordariomycetes, Diaporthales, Diaporthaceae. The record is from RefSeq and is a predicted model, not a curated record. The transcript has a single exon.
AUGCCGCCCAAGAAGGUGCUCUCGAGGAAGCCAAAGUCCUCGCCAUCAACUUCCUCCGAGCCUCCAAAACCCUUCAAGCGCGCCCCUGAGGCCCUGGCUCCUUUCUACGGCUCCCUCUCCCCGGCUCAUGCCUACAUAGCCCACGUCGACUCCAAGCCCGCGGAUUUCAAGCGCAAGAUCUUCCUGGUCCCCGUCGCCAUCAACAUUGCCAUUGCCCUGCUCUUUGCAUGGCGCGUUUACUAUGUAAGCCCUUGGUACUUCGCCCUUCUCGCCUCGGCCCUCGGCCACAGCAACGAGACAACGGUGGCCCCCUCCGAGUCCCCAUGGGCCGCAAUAGCCUGGAUCAUAGCCCGCCGCGCCUUCACCUUCCUGCUGGACUUCCUCUUGUUUGUCUUUGUGUGGCCCUGGCCCGUCGAAUUCUGUUUCGGGAGGACUCACGGCAGCCCCGCACAGUGGCGCUGGAACGUCGGCUUCCGCGACAAGGAGGUCUACGUACGUCGUAGCAGGCCGACCUGGGACGGCAAGGUCAGGGAGGCCGUCAAGGGGGACGACUUUGAGGCGAGGACCCAGCUCUUGACCAACAUCGGCGUCGCGGUGAACCCCAUGCUGUUGAACGAGAAGACGGGCUACCUGACCAUGAACAACGAGUGGGAUCUCGACUGGGCUGCCAUGGUCGGCGCCACGAGCCUCGUCGACAAGAAGACGGUAGCGCUGGAUGCGUUCAAGCUGUUGGUCCUGGUGCACCACGAGGGCCACGGCUGGUUGUCUUUGGACCUGAAGGAAACAAGAGGGGACGCCUCAUCAGACGAUGCGACGGUCGAUGAGCGGAGGACCCAAGUCUUUGCGUUUCGGGAUGCGCUGGCUGCUGCAGGCAAGGAGGACCUGUUCUACCGCUGGAUCGAGAUUGUCCAGUUCGAGUCCUCACAGCCGGGCGGGUUCGGGCCAGAAAAGCAGGCCGAGGUGGCGCAGAAGAUCAGAGAUUUGUUUGAAGAACAGGGCAUCGAUUUCGACGAGUUCUGGAAGGAGAGCGUCGGCUCGGACGGGCUUGCCAACAUGUAG